Messenger RNA from Meloidogyne enterolobii, 647 nucleotides. The record is from the annotation of a GenBank genome assembly. Lineage: Eukaryota; Metazoa; Nematoda; Chromadorea; Rhabditida; Meloidogynidae.
UUUAUACAAUAAUCGCCUUGGCCAAAAUGGCAAAGAAGCAGUAUGACCUUCUCUUUAAAUUAUUGCUUAUUGGUGACAGUGGAGUGGGGAAGACUUGUAUUUUAUACAGAUUCAGUGACGAUGCUUUUAAUACCACAUUCAUCUCCACAAUUGGCAUUGACUUUAAGAUAAAAACGAUUGAGCUUAGAGGAAAGAAGAUCAAACUACAAAUAUGGGACACAGCCGGGCAGGAACGUUUCCACACCAUAACAACUUCUUACUACCGCGGCGCAAUGGGCAUUAUGAUGGUUUAUGACAUCACUAAUACAAGGAGCUUUGACAAUAUUUCGAAGUGGCUUCGACACAUCGACGAGCAUGCCUCCGAAGAUGUUGUAAAGAUGUUACUAGGAAAUAAGUGCGAUAUGUCUGAUCGGCGGGUAGUCUCCAAAGAGCGUGGUGAAAAGAUUGCCUCAGACCAUGGAAUUAAUUUUAUGGAAACUUCUGCCAAGGCUAAUAUUAAUGUUGACAAGGCUUUCCAUGAGCUGGCUGAAGCAAUUUUGUGCAAGAUGCCUGAAAGGAAUUCGACCACUGGCGAUCAGCUCAGAGUCCGUCCAAUGCAUCAGUUUAACAGUGGAGGGUCUUCAAAAACUUCCUGCUGUUAUCCUUAA